GUAGAAAUAAUGUGCGCAAUUAUUCUGAAAUGCUUUUGACUUACCAAUUUACAGUUGGCAAAAUGGUGGAAGAAGUUGUGAUCGUUUCGGCUGCUCGAACACCAACAGGUUCCUUCAAUGGUGCCCUGUCCACACUCUCAGCUGCAGAGCUUGGAGCCAUUGCUGUCAAGGAAGCCUUGGAAAGGGCAAAGGUCAAACCUGAUGAGGUGUCUGAAGUCAUACUUGGCCAGGUCCUUACUGCAGGUCAGGGACAAAACCCAGCCAGACAAGCCAGCAUGAAGGCAGGUCUUCCACAGAGUGUGCCAGCAUGUGGUGUCAACAUGCUGUGUGGCUCUGGACUCCGGUCUGUUGUCCUGGCAACACAGGCGGUCAAAGGUGGUGAUGCCGGCAUCGUGGUGGCAGGAGGGCAGGAAAGUAUGAGCAAGUCACCUCAUUGCCUGAACCUCAGAGCUGGUACCAAGAUGGGUGAUGCCACCAUGGUAGAUACUGUGAUAAAUGAUGGUCUGAUGGACGUUUUCAAUAACUAUCAUAUGGGAAUUACUGCUGAAAAUGUGGCCAAGAAAUGGAACAUAAGCCGCGAAGACCAAGACCAGUUUGCCCUACAGUCACAACUUCGAUGUGAAGCUGCUCAAAAUGCUGGCCAUUUUGAUCAAGAAAUUGUACCAGUAUCGGUUCCAUCCAGAAAAGGUCCAGUCGAGGUGAAAAAAGACGAGUUUCCACGAGCUGGCUGUGUUCUAGAAAAUUUCUCCAAAUUAAGACCAUGUUUUCUAAAAGACGGAACCGGUACUGUUACUCCAGGAAAUGCGUCAGGUAUCAAUGAUGGUGCUGCUGCAGUGGUUGUGAUGAGUAAGGCGGAAGCAGAGAAGAGAGGCCUAGAUAAAUACUUCAGGGUAGCUGCCUGGGCACAGGCUGGUGUGGACCCUGCCAUCAUGGGCACUGGACCAAUCCCUGCUGUCCAGAAGGCCCUCUCCAAGGCGAAGUGGACCAUGGAGGAAGUUGACCUGUUUGAACUGAAUGAAGCGUUCGCUGCCCAAUCAUUGGCUGUUGUGAAGGAGUUAGGAUGUGACCAAGCAAAGGUCAACAUCAGUGGAGGAGCGAUUGCCCUAGGCCACCCAAUCGGCGCCUCUGGAGCGAGGAUUCUUACGACUCUGAUGUACAACAUGCGGCGGACAGGAGUGAAGAAAGGUGUUGCAGCACUGUGUGUUGGCGGGGGGAUGGGAAUCGCCAUGUGUAUAGAAGCCAACUAGAACAAUUACUGGGGUCUUCCCAAAUCAACAAACUUAAGAUAGUAUCAGUUGGUGGACUUAUAAGUCAUUAGUGUAUGCAGCUUCUCUCAACCUGGAUCCAAGAGUCCUCAUAGUACUCAUCUUAACUACAUAUACAUUGUCAUUCCAGACUAAGUAGUUUCAAGCUAGACACAUAUCUACUAACUCAAGCUGAGCCUUCUUAGCUUGGGUUUUUUAUGUAUGCUUAAAUGCUGUCGGUUGUGGAAUUGGCAAUGCAGUGGUCGCUCUACACAAUGCAACUAAGUGUUGAUUGACUAACCAGGGGGGUAACAUAGACUGCAGUACAGCAGGUCCACUUCAGUUCAGCCCCCCUUGAAGGCAAUGGUUUACAGUUGCUUCAGGAGUUCAGUAAAAUCUAGUCUUGACCACUGAUCACUCUAAAUCAUGAUUUAGAACAAUUAGGUAUUUAUCAAUUAGGAUUAAUUUUCAGGUGCUAUAAUUAUGUACUUAGCCUAUAUGUAUGAAAUGCUCUUUCUAUCGGUGGUAGCAUCAUGCAUUCGAUGACAUUCCAGGUUUGUGUUUUUUGGUUCUAUGUGAUAAUGCUCACACAUGUAUUUAAUUGGCCAUGUUAUCGGGCCAAAGGGAAAAAUGGAUUAUUACAAAGUAAAAUAAAGGUUCACGAUUUAUUCUUA
This is a messenger RNA of Lineus longissimus, 1918 nucleotides long. Its product is annotated as acetyl-CoA acetyltransferase, cytosolic-like. Lineage: Eukaryota; Metazoa; Nemertea; Pilidiophora; Heteronemertea; Lineidae. Bases 30 to 1247 code for a protein of 405 amino acids. Gene Ontology annotation, cellular component: mitochondrion. Gene Ontology annotation, biological process: fatty acid beta-oxidation. The record is from RefSeq and is a predicted model, not a curated record. The transcript has 9 exons. Gene Ontology annotation, molecular function: acetyl-CoA C-acetyltransferase activity.